AUGAUAAAGUCAGAAAAUCAUCUAAUCUCAAGCUACCGAGCUGCAGCUAGGGACCGGAUAGAUAUUGCUAAUCAACUCUCUAUCUGGGGCGAGUCUACAGAUGAUGAAUCUAUCAGUGAUAUAUCUGAUAAAAUCGGUGUUCUAUUAUCAGAAAUUGGCGAACAGGAAGAUCACUAUGCAAAUAAGUUAGAAAGUAGCCGAGGUAUCCUGAAGAUGGUUCGAGACACAGAGAAGAGUGUGCAACCAAGUAGAGAUUUUAAGUCGAAGAUUUCGGAUGAAAUUGCAAAACUUAAGGCAAAAGAACCAGAAAGUACGAGAUUAGUUACAUUAGAGCAAGAAUUGGUCCGUGCAGAAGCGGAAAAUUUAGUUGCUGAGGCACAAUUAACCAACAUAACCAGGAAGAAAAUGAAAGAAGCAUACUCUACCGAGCUGGCUGCAACUAUCGAACGGGCCGAGAAACAUAUUAUUUUAGCUCGGCAUGGCUGUCGUCUGCUGAGCUUACUUGAUGACUCCCCAAUUACCCCUGGGGAUCAGCGGCAAACAUUUGAGUACACUAGCCAGGCUCGCCAAGUGCUUAAUGAUGCUGAAGACGAUUUAAAGGAUUGGCAAUUAGACACACAGAUAUUUAAUUCUGAUCCUUCUUUCGAUGCCCAGCACAUGCCAAAUCACUUAAAUCAAAGUCACCAGAUCAACAACUGUACUAUUGAGAGCGAUGGUAGAGAGUUAAGCAGGGCGAGAACUUCCAGUGAUACAUCUACAAAUAUUUCCAACAAUGUUGGCAUGGAGGCUGAAGCGAUUGAAACUUCAAUAGUAUAG
This is a messenger RNA of Blumeria graminis f. sp. triticale, 816 nucleotides long. The record is from the annotation of a GenBank genome assembly. NCBI's taxonomy places the organism in Eukaryota, Fungi, Ascomycota, Leotiomycetes, Helotiales, Erysiphaceae.